AGAAAUAGAAUCCAUUCAGUCAAUCCGGUCUCACCCUGCCCUGCCCGCACCAUCUUCUCCAUCUCUCUUAGCUUUGUUUUCUCCGAUCCGAUCCAUGGCCUUGGUGCCUCGGCCGGUGGUCUGCGAGUUGAAGUCGCAGACGCCGCCGCUCCAGAAGGCGGAAGCGGUUUCCGUUCCCAAUUAUAACAACAAGGUGAGAGUGGCGGUGGAGGGGAGUGAGUAUAACGGCAAAAUUGUGUUGCAGCCACGGAUGUGUACUUUGAGAUCGUUUGCCUCUGAUCCCGUCGGAGUCAUCAAGACCAGUUCCGUGGCCGCCGGAGACAACGACGAGGUCUCCACGUUUUUCGCAACGCUGUCGGAUUACAUAGACAGCUCCAAGAAAAGCCAGGAUUUUGAGAUCAUUUCCGGCCGUCUCGCCAUGAUAGUGUUUGCGGCGACGGUGACGACGGAGGUUGUGACCGGAAAUUCAUUGUUCCGGAAGAUGGAGUUAGAGGGGAUCGCUGAAGCGGCGGGGGUUUGCUUAGGAGCCGUGACUUGUGCCGCCAUUUUUGCCUAUUUUUCCAGCGCCCGUAGCAGAGUGGGGCGGAUCUUCACGCUGGGCUGCAACACCCUCAUCGAUUCGCUCAUCGAUCAGAUCGUCGACGGUCUCUUCUACGACACCGAUCACAAUGAUUGGACUGACGAAAUCUGAAAACUUCCUUCAACAAUCAAUCAAUUCAACGAAAUAUAUAUACCGCGCUAGCUAGCUAGCUACUAGUAUAGGAUAUUUGGACUAAUAUAAAUUAAAGCUAGCGUAUAUAGUAGUAUGUAUAAUUUACCGGCCACUCUCCGAUCCGGUGAUAGCUGCGCUGCGGUGUUCCCUCAUCACCCAAAAUCUCUUUUGAUGGAUGGAUAAUGGCGGCAGGUUUCCUUCUUCACCCAAAGCCACCGUAAGUUAAAGCUGUAUGUUUGGCGUAAAAUUUUGCAAUUAAUUAUAGAAAUAGAAGCUUAAAGUACUCUUGCAUGCUUCAAUUUGCUUGUAAAUAUAAUCAUACUGUACUGCAAAUACUUUCCAAGCAAGUAUUAAUGGAAAAUUAAUUAUUUAAUUGA
Molecule: messenger RNA, 1089 nt
Organism: Ipomoea triloba (trilobed morning glory)
Lineage: Eukaryota; Viridiplantae; Streptophyta; Magnoliopsida; Solanales; Convolvulaceae
Product: stress enhanced protein 2, chloroplastic
Exons: 2
Coding region: 95-691 (198 amino acids)
Biological process (GO): cellular response to high light intensity
Source: RefSeq, a predicted model, not a curated record